AUGGCACUCUACUGUGACAGCGCUCUCUCCGCCGUCCUGCUGCUAUCCUUGCUGGUUCUCUCGCUCUCCGACGACGCGCCACCGUCCACGCCGGUGUCGCCGUCGACCGCGUGCAACGCCACGACGGACCCUACCUUCUGCCGGACCGUGCUGCCGCCGCACGGCACGAGCGACCUCUACACCUACGGCCGCUUCUCUGUCGCCAAGUCGCUGGCCAGCGCCAACAAGUUCGUCGGCCUCGUCGACCGCUACCUCUCCCGCCACCGCCACCUCUCCCGCAGCGCGGUGGGCGCGCUGCAGGACUGCAAGCUGCUAGCCGGGUUCAACGUCGACUUCCUCUCCGCCACGGGCGCGGCGCUCAAGAGCACGGAGACGCUGCUGGACCCGCAGGCCGACGACGUGCACACGCUGCUCUCGGCCAUCCUGACCAACCAGGAGACCUGCCUGGACGGCCUCCUCCAGGCCGCGUCGGGAGCGUGGUCCGACCGCGGCGGCGGCCUCGCGUCUCCGAUCGCCAACGGCACCAAGCUGUACAGCCUCUCGCUGUCGCUAUUUACCAGGGCGUGGGUGCCCACGGCGAAGGCGCCCAGAAAGACGCCGCACCAUGGCCACAAGAAGCCGCCAGCGCACGUGAGGAGAGGGCUGUUCGACGCGAGUGAUGAGGAGAUGGUCCGGCGGAUGGCGAUCGAGGGGCCCCAAGGGACGGUGACGGUGAACAGAGCAGUGACCGUGGACCAGCAGGGCGGCGCCGGUAACUACACCUCUGUCGGCGACGCCCUGGCCGCCGCGCCCACCAACCUCAACGGCAGCACCGGGUACUACGUGAUAUACGUGCUGGGGGGCGUGUACGAGGAGAACGUGGUGGUGUCCAAGAAAAUGAAGUACGUGAUGAUGAUCGGCGAUGGGAUCGGGCAGACGGUGAUCACCGGCAAUCGGAGCGUUGUCGACGGCUGGACGACCUUCCACUCAGCCACCGUUGCUGUACAAGGGCAAGGGUUCGUGGCGAUGAACAUGACGUUCCGGAACACGGCCGGCCCGGCGAAGCACCAGGCGGUGGCGCUCCGGUCGAGCGCGGACCUGUCGACGUUCUACAGCUGCAGCUUCGAGGCGUACCAGGACACGCUCUACACGCACUCCCUCCGCCAGUUCUACCGGGGCUGCGAGGUGCACGGCACUGUAGACUACGUGUUCGGCAACGCCGCCGUAGUGUUCCAGGACUGCACCUUCUACUCCCGGCUCCCCAUGCAGGGCCAGAGCAACACCAUCACGGCGCAGGGCCGCACCAACCCGGACCAGAACACGGGGACCUCAAUCCAGGGCUGCACGCUCCUCCCGUCCCCCGAGCUCGCCGCCAACGCCGUCUACGACACACGCACCUACCUCGGCCGGCCGUGGAAGAACUACUCGCGCACCGUGAUCAUGGAGUCGUACCUUGGGGGGCUGGUCGACGGCACCGGGUGGAUGCCGUGGUCCGGGGACUUUGCGCUCGACACGCUCUACUAUGCCGAGUUUAACAACUCCGGGCCCGGCGCAGACACCGGCCGUCGGGUAAGCUGGCCGGGAUACCACGUCCUUGGUGACGUUGCUGACGCCGGCAACUUCACAGUCAACAACAUGGUGCUCGGGGACAACUGGCUGCCACAGACCGGCGUGCCGUUCACAAGUGGACUCAAGUACUGAUCGAUCAAACUUAUUACUUACUAUCACACCUAUAGACAUAUUGAAUACGCAGUAUAUAGAUAUUGGUAUAGUCACUACCGGAGAUUAAUUAUGGUUAUUAGUGGAGUUGUCACAUACUCACAUGCAGACAAAGCAGAGAGAGAUGUAGCAGAAUAAGAGUGAGGUGAGUAGUGUUGUGUUUGUGUGGAUCAGACGGCUACUUUUGCUAGAUCUGGCUAUCAGUUUGUAAGAGAUGGGAAACGGUUUGUACCGCAUGGAAAGCUAAUUGUGGUUCAGU
Molecule: messenger RNA, 1957 nt
Organism: Lolium rigidum
Lineage: Eukaryota; Viridiplantae; Streptophyta; Magnoliopsida; Poales; Poaceae
Product: probable pectinesterase/pectinesterase inhibitor 41
Exons: 2
Coding region: 1-1680 (559 amino acids)
Biological process (GO): cell wall modification
Molecular function (GO): pectinesterase inhibitor activity; pectinesterase activity
Source: RefSeq, a predicted model, not a curated record